AUUGUCAAGCAGUGUGAUGUCGGGCAAUUCGGGUGAUGUAAACCCUUCAACGGCGACGCCAUUUCUUUCCGGUGUCAAAUACUACUGAGGUAGUAUCGCGAAGCGAGAAAAAUGACGAAGGGUACUUCGAGUUUUGGAAAACGCCGCAAUAAGACCCACACGCUGUGCCGUCGCUGUGGGCGCUCAUCGUACCACAUCCAGAAGCACCGAUGCGCUCAAUGCGGAUAUCCAUCGGCUAAAUUGCGGUCCUACAAUUGGUCCGUGAAGGCCAAGAGGAGGAAGACCACAGGAACUGGUCGCAUGCGCUAUCUGAAGAACGUCAGGAGGCGCUUCCGCAACGGAUUCCGCGAGAAUGUCACUGCUAAACCACGCAAGGCACAGGCUUAAGCUGGAAGAAUUUGUGUAAAUCCUUGUGAGCAAAGAUUGAAGAAUUAAAAGCCGCGAAUCAUGCUUUCUGGUAUGAAAAUUUAA
This is a messenger RNA of Phlebotomus argentipes, 471 nucleotides long. Its product is annotated as large ribosomal subunit protein eL37A. Gene Ontology annotation, biological process: translation. Gene Ontology annotation, molecular function: RNA binding; structural constituent of ribosome. Gene Ontology annotation, cellular component: cytosolic large ribosomal subunit; ribosome. The coding region runs from base 112 to 387 and encodes 91 amino acids. NCBI's taxonomy places the organism in Eukaryota, Metazoa, Arthropoda, Insecta, Diptera, Psychodidae. The record is from RefSeq and is a predicted model, not a curated record. The transcript is spliced from 3 exons.